Molecule: messenger RNA, 1469 nt
Organism: Eruca vesicaria subsp. sativa (arugula)
Lineage: Eukaryota; Viridiplantae; Streptophyta; Magnoliopsida; Brassicales; Brassicaceae
Source: the annotation of a GenBank genome assembly
GCCUAAGAUUCGAUUAUCAGUUCUAAUGGAUGUCUCUCUACCAUUGGAUAAACUAUCUAUCGGAUCACAACCUGAGUAAUAUUUUCAGAGCUUUUUUAAUUCAAUUUUCGACUUCUAUUUUUUUUGUCUCUCAUUACUUAAGUUGUGGUGAUUAGAUUCUCACAAAAUUCACUGUAAAUUUCUUGGGUAUUGUUUCUUUUUGUUUGAUCAUUUUUGUCUGUAACAGGGACAAAGCUUGUGUAGUGCUUGUGGCAACUGGGAGUUUCAAUCCUCCUACGUUCAUGCAUUUACGCAUGUUUGAGCUGGCGAGAGAUGCAUUACGCUCGGAAGGGUUUCAUGUUCUUGGAGGCUAUAUGUCUCCUGUGAAUGAUGCAUACAAGAAAGAGGGACUUUUAUCUGUAGAGCAUCGUUUAGAGAUGUGUAAUCUAGCUUGCAAAAGCUCCGACUUUAUAAUGGUUGAUCCGUGGGAGGCAUCCCAAGACAGCUACCAACGAAGUUUGGUGGUUUUAUCAAGGGUCAAGACUUUCCUUACAAACAAUCUACUUGUACCCAAGGAGUCUCUCAAAGUCAUGCUACUUUGUGGCUCCGAUUUACUGCAAUCUUUCUGCACUCCCGGUGUUUGGAUCCCUGAACAGGUAAAGAGUAUUUGUAAAGACUAUGGCAUUGUGUGCAUCCGUAGAGAAGGGCAAGAUGUUGAAAGCAUGAUCUUUGGUGACAGAAUCUUAAACGAAACCCGUGAUAACAUCAGAAUCGUCAACAAUUUUGUUCCUAAUCAAAUUAGCUCAAGUAGAUUAAGACAAUGCAUUUCGCGAGGACUAUCCAUCAAGUACUUGACUGAAGAUGGAGUGAUAGAUUACAUCAGACAACACCAACUUUACACUGCGCUCACAUAACAAAAGCUGAGAGGAUUAUUUUCUUCACCAGAUUAGUCUUACCACACAAACCAUUCAAAUAAUGUGAUAAACAGAAGUAAUCAUAUUGUUUCUCAUUAGAUUCUUGGUGUUAAAGAUUAACAAGAAAGAAUACGUAACAACCAACACACCGAGCAACAAGUACAACAAAGUGACUACUAAUCUUUUGAUAUGAUUCUCAAGGUUAGUCACAAGCCACGUUAGCGGCUUUGAACUUUUGUGCUUGCCGGCGAGCAGCCGGCUCAGAAAUCAUGGCCUGAAUGAGCAUAGUCUUCACCUCCCAAGGAGCAUAAGAAAAGCUUCUUCUCGCAUAAGAGUUGAGCAGAGCAGCGAUCCCUUGCUUCAGCAACGAACCGUACGCAUUCCCUUCCUCGUCAUUCCUAGCCGUUGAUUCCACCAGCGUCAGAUCAGAUCUCCAACGCUCUUUCGCCACCAUCACUCCGAACAUUUUCUCCACCGUUGAUCCCUCAGGCACCAUUCUUGGCCAUCCUUCCCUCCUGCUGCUCCAAUACCUGCAAACACGUAUCAACCGAGAGAGAGUCAAAUGUCAGAAAAGUA